AUGUCGCAGGUUCUCGCGUCCAGCCAGGCGGUCUACGACUUUGAGGUGAUGCGCAGCGACCACGUGGUGGGCAUGACCCUCCGCAACCCGUCCAAUGUGGUGCGCGACAUCAGCCGCGGCGGGGCUUCGGAGCGGACCGGGCUGCUACAGCCGGGCGAUGUCAUCAUCGCCGUCGACGACGAGCCGCUCGGAGCAAAGAGCGUGGCAGAGGCGCACAUCAGCCACGGCCCCGAGACGUCGCUCACCAUCCUUCGCGCCGAACCGCUGCGCGUUUCCUCUAUCUCCCUCGCUCCGCCGCCUUUCCUGCGGCUGCACCUCGAGAGUGAUGCCUCGAGCACCGCCCGCUCCUCUCCCGCCCCCGAGCUAGACCCGCCGCCGGCGACUCUGCCGACGACAACAGCGACGGCCGCACGGGAGCCGGCCACGACGCCCGCGCCUACGCUCGGGCCGACGCGCGCACUUCCUCCCAUCGUGAUGGGCCUUGGCUAUUUUUUGUUUGAAUCCCGGAGGCCGUUCGAACAUGACGUGGCGUUCCACGUGCCCGUCCCCAGCAAGGACAAUAUGCUAGCCCAGCAGGCCGCUCCCACCGCCGCCCGCGGCGGAGGCAAGGCGGCAAAGGGUGGCAAGGGCGGCGGCAAGGGCGGCGGCAAGGGUGGUGGCCGUGUGGCGCACCAGACCCACUUUGCGCCGCCGCCCUCAACGCCCGAUACUCGGCGCGAGGGGCGCCAGAACGGCAUGUGUACUGGUGCUGGGUGCCGAACGGGCUUUUUUUAA
Molecule: messenger RNA, 774 nt
Organism: Emiliania huxleyi CCMP1516
Lineage: Eukaryota; Haptophyta; Isochrysidales; Noelaerhabdaceae
Exons: 3
Coding region: 1-774 (257 amino acids)
Molecular function (GO): protein binding
Source: RefSeq, a predicted model, not a curated record